GCACCAGAAGACACACCUGCUGUGAAGAAGAGCUCGUCCAUGAGCGCAAAGGAUCUAAAGGCUGUCAAGAGACAAUAUGAUAAUGUCUAUUUCACUAUAUGGAAGGAUUUGUCGAGAAAAGAUGCACCAAAGAUUCACAGAAUGAUACAACAAGCCACACAGACUAAGCUUACAAACUUGAGAAAGACAUCUGUUCUGUGUGUGAGGGAGAGUAAAAAAUGGCAAAUUCGUACCAACAAAUCCCAAAAGGACAUGCAGGCGAAGGCUAGACGUGGUAUGAGAGAAAUGUUUAGCUUCUGGAAGCGUAACGAAAGGGAGGAACGUGAUUUGCGUAAGAAGGCCGAGAAGGAGGCCUUGGACCAGGCUAAGCGUGAAGAAGAGGAGAGAGAAGCUAGAAGACAAGCUAGAAAGUUGAACUUUUUGAUUACCCAAACGGAGUUGUACUCGCAUUUCAUCGGUAGAAAGAUCAAAACUGAUGAAAUUGAAGGAAAUGCCACUGGUAUUCUGGGCGAAAAUGGUCACACUGACAUUGCACCUCCGGAAAACGCCACCAAGACUGAUUUCAGCCAGUUAGAUUUCGACUCUGAUAACGAAGAUGAAAUCCAUAAAGCUGCUGCUGCUAAUGCACAGAGUGCUCUCUUAGAUGCACAAAAUAGAGCUAGAGAGUUUGAUGCCAAAUCUUCUUCAUCCGAAUUGAAGCAAGUUGAUAUCGAUGAUGAUGAUCUCAACUUCCAGAACCCAACCUCGCUUGGUGAUAUCACAAUUGAACAACCAAAACUUCUCAGUUGUACUUUGAAAGAAUACCAAGUCAAGGGUCUGAACUGGCUUGCAAAUUUGUACGAUCAAGGUAUCAACGGUAUCCUUGCUGAUGAAAUGGGUUUAGGUAAAACUGUUCAGUCCAUUUCAGUAUUGGCAUAUUUAGCUGAAACUCAUAAUAUUUGGGGCCCGUUCCUUGUUGUCUCACCAGCUUCUACUUUACAUAACUGGCAACAAGAAGUGGCCAAGUUUGUUCCAGAUUUCAAGGUUCUACCAUAUUGGGGUAAUGCAAAAGAUCGUAAGGUGUUGAGAAAGUUCUGGGACAGAAAGAAUGUCAGAUAUACAAAGGAUUCUCCAUUCCAUGUUCUUGUCACAUCGUACCAAUUGGUUGUUGCAGAUAUUCAAUAUUUUCAAAGAAUUAAGUGGCAAUAUAUGAUCCUGGAUGAAGCACAGGCCAUCAAAUCUUCAUCAUCUUCUAGAUGGAAAUCGUUACUCGGAUUGCAAUGUCGUAACAGACUUUUGUUGACUGGUACACCAAUCCAAAACUCCAUGCAGGAACUUUGGGCAUUGUUGCAUUUUAUCAUGCCCACUUUAUUUGAUAACCACGACGAAUUUAGUGAAUGGUUUUCCAAGGAUAUUGAGAGUCAUGCUCAGUCCAACACCGAAUUGAACGAACAACAACUACGUCGUUUACAUGCACUUUUGAAACCCUUCAUGUUGCGUCGUAUCAAGAAAAACGUGCAGUCUGAAUUGGGAGACAAGAUUGAGAUUGAUGUUUACUGCAACUUGACUAACAGACAAAAGAAGCUAUACAAGAUUUUGAGAUCACAAAUUUCCUUGAUGGAUUUACUUGAAAAGGCGACAUCUGGAAGCGACGACUCAAACCAAAGUUUGAUCAAUUUGGUUAUGCAGUUUAGAAAGGUUUGUAACCACCCUGAUUUGUUUGAAAGAGAUGACGUCAAGAGCCCUUUUUCAUUCGGUUCGUUCGCUGAGACUGGUUCGUUCUUGAGAGAGACGAAUGGAUUAGAGUAUGCAUACACAACCAAAAACGCUAUAUCAUAUCACAUCCCAAAACUUCUUUACAGAGACAUGCUUUCUCCAAAUGAAAACAAUGCUGUUGAUACGAGGAACAACAUCCUCAAUCACCUCUUUAAUAUAUGGAACCCAGAGUACAUCAAUGACAAUUUGGAAGGUGAUGAUGCAUUCUCUUGGUUAAGGUUUGUUGAUUCAACGCCAACCGAAGUGGCCCGAGUUUCGAAGAAGAAUAUUAUCGAAAGGGCUAUCGAUGCACGUACAUAUUGUGAGUCUGAACUGCAACCUGCCGAUGACAAGAAGUUCUUGUUGGUGACCAGCAAGCAGGAGAGUAUCGAACCGCACUUGAAGGAAGUACAGAAGACUGUUUAUCAUGAUACGUAUAUGAAUGUCCAGAAUCAUGGUUCAAUGGACCAUGCUUCUGCACCGCCUGUUGACGUGGUGUGUCAUGAUAGAGCAUUUGUUUAUGAGAAAGAGAGAUCGUUAUUCAAUCCAAAGAUUAGACAAGCAUUAUCUCCUUUGUCACUAAACACACAGUAUGAGUUAAUGGAGAAUGGUGUACCAGUAUCUGAGUUCCCUAAAGCUGAAAUGCUACCUCAAGCUUUAAGCAAUAAAGCUGGAUACUCUUCAAUCAAGAUGCCUUCUAUGAAUAGAUUCAUUAAGGAUUCUGCUAAGUUGGCGAAAUUGGACGAGAUGUUACCAAAAUUAAAGGCCGAAGAUCACAGAGUAUUGAUCUAUUUCCAAAUGACAAAGAUGAUGGAUUUGAUGGAGGAGUAUUUGACCUACAGACAGUUCAAGUUUAUUAGAUUGGACGGUUCUUCCAAGCUUGAAGAUCGUCGUGAUUUGGUUAAUGAUUGGCAAACUCGACCAGAAAUUUUUGUCUUUUUGCUUUCUACAAGAGCAGGAGGGUUGGGUAUUAAUUUGACAGCUGCAGAUACUGUUAUUUUCUAUGACUCUGACUGGAAUCCAACAAUUGACUCACAAGCUAUGGAUAGGGCUCAUAGAUUGGGUCAGACUCGUCAAGUCACUGUGUACAGACUACUUGUCCGUGGAACGAUCGAGGAAAGAAUGAGAGAUCGUGCCAAACAAAAAGAACAUGUCCAGCAAGUUGUUAUGGAAGGCAAGGGAACAUCUGGUUCAGAACAAGAUACAACCAGCUUCCAGAAACCAACAAGGGAGGUUGCAUUGUGGUUGUUGGAUGAAGAUGAGGGCGGUGCCAAUGCUCUCAAGAAUAAGCAACUGGAAGCAGAAGAAAAGAAAGCAAAGCGUAAG
Molecule: messenger RNA, 3060 nt
Organism: Williopsis jadinii
Lineage: Eukaryota; Fungi; Ascomycota; Saccharomycetes; Phaffomycetales; Wickerhamomycetaceae
Gene: INO80
Product: chromatin-remodeling ATPase INO80
Exons: 1
Biological process (GO): DNA repair
Cellular component (GO): Ino80 complex
Molecular function (GO): ATP hydrolysis activity; ATP-dependent chromatin remodeler activity; ATP binding
Source: RefSeq, a predicted model, not a curated record